CUAAGGUGGAAGGCUGCUCCUUUAUCAAGAAAAAACACAGAACUUUUAGACUUCCCCAAAUGCUAGAUUAGCUCCUCAAAGAAGGAUCAAGUCACUAUGACUUACCGGCUGUUUGAAGGCAAAGAGCACGCCUCUUCUUACUGGAAGUACAGGAUCUCUCCAUCAGAUCAUCUCAUUCAACAGGUGUUUGACUUCCUGGAAAAACAUAAAGAGGGUCCCUAUGAGCUGGCUGUGGAUGUGGGCUGUGGCUCGGGACAGGGAACAGUGCUGCUGGCCAAGCAUUUUGCUUCUGUGGUGGGGACUGAUGUUAGUCCUGCCCAGAUAGAAGUGGCUCUGCAGCACGCUAAACAGCCAAAUGUUACAUACAGACAGUGUUUGGCAGAGGAGCUGCCAUUUGCUGACAGCUCGGCGGACUUGAUGACAGCCAUGUCUGCCUUCCACUGGUUUGACCGGCCACGCUUUCUGAAGGAGGCCCACAGAGUCCUGAAGCCUCGUGGCUGCUUGGCGUUGCUAAACUACACCAUUGACAUGGAGCUCAGCUACCAGGACUGCUGCUCACAGACUCUCAACGACAUCUGCAAAGAGUUUUAUGAGGCCCUGAAACCCUACCGUAGUCCUCACUUGGGAGUCAGCUCUAUUGAGUUAUACAGAGAGGCCUACAACUCCCUCCCAUACCCUGAUAAGGAGUGGCAGGAGUGUAUGUGGAUGAAAAAGCCCAUGCCUCUAUCCAGCUACAUGGGACUGGUGGAGUCUUUCUCCAGCUAUCAGGGUCUCUUGAAAGAAGACCCUCAGAAAGCCGCCAGGCUCUCCAGGGACAUCUGUAACAAGCUGAUGUCAGUGAUGAAGGUGACCUCUGAGGACACAGAGGUGGUGGUGGCUGUGAAGUACUUCUACCUUCUGGCCUGCAAACCACAGGACACUUGACUCCUGCCUGUACCAGCAAACUCACAAAUGCAAAGCAGAACAGAAACGUGUAGAAUCCAGAAGUUUAUCUUUAGCAGUCCCUUUUCUUUGAGAGACAAUGUAUAGUUAUUAGGGCUGUCAAAAGAUUAAUAUUUUUAAUUGUGAUUAAUUUCGUCAUUUCAUUUCGCUCAGGAGUGUUUUACUGACGUUUUGGAUUUUCCUACUGCCUUAAACUAAGAGUAACUGACUUUCUAUUUGGACAUUGACCUGCUUUAAAGGUAGGACAACAAGCAUAACAUGAAGAUAACCACAAGAAAACAAUUUUUUAUGGAUCUUAAAGGAAAUAACAGGGUGGUGAAAAGGUAAAUGUUUGAUAACAGAAGGUUCAGAUGACUUCUGACUCAUCCUGUGAGCUGUCUUUUAAAGAGAAAUGAGACAUAAAGGAGCGGUGGUGGACUUAUUUUAAAUCACUGUGGCUGCAGGGAGACGCUGUAGAGAUUAAACAAAGUGUGUUGAAAGGGACAAUAAAACAUGAGAUCAAUCACAAUUAAAAAAAUAGUGUGACCUUGAUUUAUCUCAAUUAACUUGAUUAAUCUUGACAGCCCUAAUAGUUAUGGAUGUUUUUUACUGUAUUUUCACAGGUAAAUUCGAAUAUCAAUAAAGGA
This is a messenger RNA of Cheilinus undulatus (humphead wrasse), 1568 nucleotides long. RefSeq names its product putative methyltransferase DDB_G0268948. The record is from RefSeq and is a predicted model, not a curated record. The transcript is spliced from 6 exons. Gene Ontology annotation, molecular function: S-adenosylmethionine-dependent methyltransferase activity. Bases 97 to 924 code for a protein of 275 amino acids. NCBI's taxonomy places the organism in Eukaryota, Metazoa, Chordata, Actinopteri, Labriformes, Labridae.